AUUAACAACACCAUCACACUACUCCCUCAUCUUCUUCUUCCUUCAGAUCAAACCUCUUCAGACCUCCAUGGCGACUCCAAGAUCUCCACCAUUCCUCUCUUCUUUCCUCUCUCCAAGAGGCGACACUCUCCUCUACCUCAUCGCUCUCCUCUCCAUCUUCUCUCUCCUCCUCCACCACCUCUCCGCCGACUCCCACUUCGAAGGUUUCGACGCCGACGAAGACCUAGAAGACGACUCCGUCAUCCUCCAACCACCGCUCUCCACCCUCCCCCGCCGCUCUCCACCACCUCCUACCACCCUCUCCACCUCCUCCGAUCCCGAAUCUCACCACGGCCCACCUGUUUCCGAUUCUGUUUCCGAUCAUGUUUCCAAACCCUAUGUAGCCACAUCGUCGUUCGAAUAUUGGGAUGAGGAUGAGUUUGAAGGUUUUCCGGUUGAAAUUACUCCACUGGAGGUCACUGAUGAAGCGGAAGCUGUGGCUAGUGUUGCUGAUUCGGUGUCGGUUGAAGCGGAUGAAACGGUUAGGGUUUCGGAACCGAUUUCGUGGACUAAGAUGCUUAGGUUGUAUGUUAUUGAAAUUGUUUGUGCGUGUUUUUUGAUUAUGUUUACUGUCAAUUAUUUUACUGGAAAAAAGAAGAAUGAAGCCCUAGCUUUAGCCUGGGCGGCGAAAUUCGCCACUCGAGAUACGAUUUUCGAUAAGAAUUUUAGUCUGUUAGGUGUUGGGGAUGGGGAUGGGGAUGAUUCGCCGUUGUUGUUGAAAGAAGGGCAGAAUGUGUUUAAGUUUUACGCGAGUGGGCGGAGGUUUUGCCAGGGGUUGGUGGCGACGAUGGAGCUUAAGAGCCGGCAUGAUUUGAUAGCUAGGUUGUUUAAUGUGGUUGUGCCGUGUAAGGAUGAGAUUAGUAUUGAGGUUUAUAUGAAUGAGGAGGCUAUGGAUCAUGUGGUUUUUGCGUUGGCGAAGAAGAAAGCGGCGAAGGUUAUGCAGAAGGAAGUGAGGGAUUUACAGAGGUUUGCGAAUUUGAUGACGUCUGCUCCGAAUGGUAGGAAAUGGGUUGCAGAGGAAUUGGGUGUUAUUACUGAAUCGAAAGAGGUGGCUGGAGAUUUGAUCACCGAGACUGUUCUUGAUCAGGUGUUUGGUGAAAAAGCUUUUGAGAAAUUUGGAAAGUGGUUCAUCUCUAUGCAUUUCUCAGAUCAGCAGCAGAGUACACACAGGAAGAUGCUGGUUUUUAAGUUUGCUCUCCCUGAUGUUAAUCACAUGGCUGACAUGACACGUCUGGUGGCUCUCGUGCCCUAUUACAUCGAUCUAAUUGGUCGUUACAAACUCAGUUCACAGGCCCGAUCGAAAACUGAAGCAGCCCGAACAAAGGUUGCACAGGAGGUGUAUAAGGAACUUCAAAAUGCAAGGCAAGAGGCAUUGCAGAGGAAGAAGGCAGAGAGGAGGAAAUUGAUGGAAGAAGCGGAGUCAAAACUUAACGCUGAGGCGCUUCGUAAGAGAGAAGCAAAAGAGCGUUCUCGACAGCUUAAGAAAGCAAUGCCCAAAAUGAAGAUGUCCCGUGGCGCCUAAAUCUGAAUAUUUUUGGAUUAUAUUCGGGUUAACCUGUAGUUUUCAGUCUAUUUGUUUAAUAGAAACUGCAUCUAAUUAUAAUCUUUGGAAGUCAGAUAUAAAGUCACUUGGUCACGCAUUUGUGCUUUUGUUGUUUUUA
Molecule: messenger RNA, 1700 nt
Organism: Helianthus annuus (common sunflower)
Lineage: Eukaryota; Viridiplantae; Streptophyta; Magnoliopsida; Asterales; Asteraceae
Exons: 3
Coding region: 68-1561 (497 amino acids)
Biological process (GO): endoplasmic reticulum calcium ion homeostasis
Cellular component (GO): endoplasmic reticulum
Molecular function (GO): calcium ion binding
Source: RefSeq, a predicted model, not a curated record